CCUAAGCAAAGCUAUUAAUCAAUAGAAAUGUCGCUCAUUCCAAGCUUCUUUGGUGGCCAGCGAAACAUCUUCGAUCCAUUCAACGAUAUCCCUUUCUCAACUUCUCUCUCUCUUCCUUCCUCCCAAUUCUCCAAUGAAACAGUUGCAUUCGCUAAUGCCCGAAUAGAUUGGAAGGAGACCCCAGAAGCCCAUAUAUUCGAAGCUGAUCUUCCUGGACUCAAGAAAGAAGAAGUGAAGGUUGAAGUGGCAGAUGGCAGAGUCCUUCAGAUCAGCGGAGAGAGGAGCAAAGAGCAGGAAGAGAAGAGUGAGCAGUGGCACCGUGUUGAGCGUAGCAGUGGCAAGUUCCUGCGCAGGUUCAGGUUGCCUGAUAAUGCCAAGGUGGAGCAGGUGAAGGCAACCAUGGAGAAUGGAGUGCUCACUGUAACAGUACCCAAGGAAGAAUUCAAGAAACCAGAGGUCAAGGCCAUUGAAAUCUCUGGCUAGAAGUCCUAGUUCU
Telopea speciosissima is the source of this 496-nucleotide messenger RNA. RefSeq names its product 18.5 kDa class I heat shock protein-like. The transcript has a single exon. The coding region runs from base 28 to 483 and encodes 151 amino acids. The record is from RefSeq and is a predicted model, not a curated record. Lineage: Eukaryota; Viridiplantae; Streptophyta; Magnoliopsida; Proteales; Proteaceae. Gene Ontology annotation, biological process: response to hydrogen peroxide; protein complex oligomerization; protein folding.